UUUCCCUUUCCGCCACAAUACUUAGUCUAAAAAAUGGAUCAAAAUCCACAGCAUGCGCAAACUGACAAGAAUUACAAAGAGUAAGACCCAACUGAUGCAUGCGUGGAACAAACAACCAUUGAAGGAACCAACUUCGCUACAUAUAUAAGAACACCAACCUUAACUUCCACAAACACAAACUCAUCAUCAUUCUCUUGCCACCCCGGGGUUUGAGAGUAUGAAAAUGGAGUUUGUGAAGAAGUGGAAGAGAGUAUUGGGGAGAAGCAAGAGAUUGUAUCCGGAGAACAACUUAAGUGGAAGCUAUGGCAGAUUGAGGAACAAAGAAAGGCAACAACGUAGGAAGAAUAAUUCGAAGGCUUGUGUGGCUCCACAAGGUUGUCUUUGUGUCUACGUUGGAGCCGAGAGAGAGAGAUUCGUGAUCAAGAUCGAGAUAGCGAACCACCCUUUGUUCAAAGAGCUUUUGGAUGGUGCUGAGAGAGAAUAUGGGUAUAGAAACGAUGGUCCCUUGUGCCUCCCUUGCCACGUUGACUUCUUCUGUGAGGCGCUGACGGAGAUGGAAAUCGGCACCACCGUCGAAGAGGGUGUUAUGGGUUCUCAUGGUUACAGUCACCACAACUCGUGUUCAGUUUCUAAUCUCAGUUAUGCGACAGGGUCUUUCUCUGAUCGUUAUUAUGAAAACCUUGUGAAUUGAUAUUAUUGAAACAGAUUCAACCAUAUAUGGUAGAUUAGAACAUGCUUGUUUCAUUAGUUUAAUCAGUUUUGAUGUUCGUUAAUUGUUAGCAGUUCUUGCCAAGGA
Molecule: messenger RNA, 796 nt
Organism: Vigna unguiculata (cowpea)
Lineage: Eukaryota; Viridiplantae; Streptophyta; Magnoliopsida; Fabales; Fabaceae
Product: auxin-responsive protein SAUR71 pseudogene
Source: RefSeq, a predicted model, not a curated record